AUGGACUCAGACGAUGACUUCAUGACGGAUGGAUCGAGCGGACAGGAGUUUCUUGAUACACAGGACAGCGACAACGAGAGCUUAGGCGGCGAUUUCGAAGAAGAACUCGGAGGCUCCUUCAACUACGAGAAAGAUAUCAAGCCUGUACGGCAGCCGUACGAGACCGAUUCUACCGCCCUCAGUCCAAACGAUAUCACACGGGAACAGAAUGUGCAGAUUAAUGAAGUCUCCUCUAUACUCGGCUUGCCUGCGGAAAGCGCUGCUAUCCUGCUUCGGUUCAGUAGAUGGAAUAGAGAGAAGCUGAUAGAGUCAUACAUGGACCACCCCGAGAAGACUCUUGAAGACGCAGGCCUUGGACCGACUUUCUCGUCGAACCCAAAGACUGAAGUUAUGCCUGGUUUCAUGUGUGAUAUCUGCUGUGAAGACGGACCGGAUCUUCAGACGUAUGCAAUGCGCUGCGGACAUAGGUUCUGCGUGGACUGCUAUAGCCACUACCUGGGGCAGAAGAUUAAAGAAGAAGGCGAAGCUGCGAGAAUAGAAUGCCCCCAGGAUCAGUGUCAUCGGAUUAUUGAUUCGAAGUCACUCGAUUUACUUGUCGGCGAGGAUGUGAGAGAUCGGUACCGAACUCUCCUGAUACGUACAUAUGUUGAUGAUAUGCCAAACCUGAAAUGGUGCCCAGCUCCUAACUGCGAAUUCGCCGUUCGGUGUGGUGUCAAGGAGCGAGAUCUGGAUCGUAUCGUCCCGACGGUACACUGUGCUUGCUCGUUCGCCUUCUGCUUUGGAUGUGACGUCGGCAACCACCAGCCAUGCCCCUGUGCAUUAGUCAAAAAAUGGGUUAAAAAGUGCAAGGAUGAUUCGGAAACGGCAAACUGGAUCUCGGCCAACACUAAAGAAUGCCCAAAAUGCCAUUCUACGAUCGAAAAGAACGGAGGCUGCAACCACAUGACCUGUAGAAAAUGCAAGCAUGAAUUCUGCUGGAUGUGUCUCGGCCCCUGGUCCGAGCAUGGGACUAGCUGGUACAACUGCAACAGAUUUGAAGAAAAGGGCUCCUCUGAUGCACGGGAUACACAGACCCGCUCUCGACAGUCGCUUGAGCGGUAUCUUCACUACUACAACCGCUUUGCUAACCAUGAACAAUCAGCCAAGCUUGACCGAGACCUGUUCUUAAAGACAGAGAAGAUGAUGGUAAAUCUCCAGUCUCAAUCCGGCCUAUCUUGGAUCGAAGUACAGUUUCUUGACACCGCGUCACGUACACUCCAGGAGUGUCGGCAGACGCUUAAGUGGACAUAUGCCUUUGCCUUCUACCUUGCGCGCAACAACUUGACUGAAAUCUUUGAGGAUAAUCAGCGGGACCUUGAGAUGGCCGUCGAGAACCUGAGCGAAAUGUUCGAGAAGCCCAUCUCCGAACUAGCAGGGUUGAAAGUUGAUAUUCUCGACAAGACUUCUUAUUGCAAUAAGCGACGAGUUAUCCUUCUUUCCGAUACAGCUGAAAAUCUAAAAGCCGGUAUGUUUACCUCCACCUUUACGAUACUUCCAAAGAUUCUGACCCCUUAA
Molecule: messenger RNA, 1554 nt
Organism: Trichophyton benhamiae CBS 112371
Lineage: Eukaryota; Fungi; Ascomycota; Eurotiomycetes; Onygenales; Arthrodermataceae
Product: IBR finger domain protein
Exons: 3
Coding region: 1-1554 (517 amino acids)
Biological process (GO): positive regulation of proteasomal ubiquitin-dependent protein catabolic process; ubiquitin-dependent protein catabolic process; protein polyubiquitination
Cellular component (GO): ubiquitin ligase complex; cytoplasm
Molecular function (GO): ubiquitin protein ligase activity; zinc ion binding; ubiquitin conjugating enzyme binding
Source: RefSeq, a predicted model, not a curated record